AUGCCUCUUAUCGACGAAGCGCCAUACACGGCGGACGAUGUGCCCGACUAUCCGCAGUGCACGCCGCAGCCGAUAAAAAUCAUCCAUGUCGGCGCGGGUGCCUCGGGUCUUCUGUUCGCGCACAAGGCCGAGAAACAGCUGCAAAACUACGAACUCAUCUGCUAUGAGAAGAACGAGGUGAUUGGAGGCACGUGGUAUGAAAACAGGUACCCUGGCUGUGCUUGUGACAUCCCGGCACACACCUACACGUAUCCCUUUGAGCCAAACGCCGAGUGGAGCGGCUAUUACAGCUACAGCCACGAGAUCCAGGAGUAUUUUCUCAGGUUUGCCAAAAAGUACGGGGUGGAGAAGUAUGUUCAGCUGAACACCGAAGUCGUGGCCGCUACCUGGGACGAGAAAACCUCGAAAUGGAAUGUUGACUUGAAGCGCAAAGACGGCAGCACCUUCGUCGACACCUGCGAUGUCAUCGUCAACGGGGCCGGAGUCAUCAACAAGUGGAAGUGGCCCAGCAUAGAGGGACUCCAUGACUUUAAGGGUCUCCUCGCGCAUUCGGCCAACUGGGACACCAGUAUCGACUGGGCCGGCAAGACCGUCGCGGUGAUCGGGACAGGAUCAAGCUCCAUCCAAAUGGUGCCCAAGCUGGUGGAGACGGCCAAGCACGUUACCGUCUUCAUCCGCAAUGAGACGUACAUCGCCACGCCAUUUGGGUCCAUUUCCAACAAAGAGGCUGACCCGGAGGCCCAAGAUCCGCAAGCCGCAGGCAAGCAUUCGUACACGGAAAAAGAAAAGCAAAAGUUUCGCGACGACCCAGAGUACCAUUUGAAGUAUCGACAGCAGGUGGAGCGCUCGGUGGCAAGCAUCUUCCGCAUGUUCCUGCGCGGAUCCGAGAUGAAUCUCGCGGCAAAGAAGUUUUUGCAAGAUGACAUGGCGCGGAAACUCGGGGACAGAGAGGACCUAAAGCAGAGAUUCAUCCCCGCGUGGAGCCCAGGCUGUCGUCGAUUGACCCCCGGGGAGGGCUACCUGGAAGCGCUGAUCCGCGAUAACGUGACCUGUGUGUUUGACGAUAUCGUCAAAGUUACACCCGAAGGAGUCGUCACCAGCGACGGCACGGAACACAAAGUCGACAUCUUAGCCUGCGCCACGGGGUUCUACGUCGCAUAUCUCCCUCACUUUCAAAUCACGGGCCUGAACGGCCAGGUCAUGCAGGACCAGAAGGAACCGAACGUGUACGCCUCGAUCUCAGCCCCCGGGUUUCCGAACUACUUCGUGGUCAACGGUCCGCGGGGCAAUUGGGGACAAGGGUGCGUGCUGCCCAGCCACGAGGUACACAUUGAAUAUAUCCUCCAGUGCUGUCGGAAGAUGCAGGAGGACGGGAUCCGGUGGAUGAUGCCCAAGCAGGAGCCGACCACACAGCUGAACCUCUACAUGGACGCAUGGCACCGGAAAAACAGCGUCUGGGCUGAGGACUGUAAGAGCUGGUACAAAGACAACAAAAAGGAUGGCCGUGUGUACAUCUGGCCAGGCAGCCUCUUCCACCACCUCAAGUUCAUGAAACGGCCCCGUUUCGAGCACUACGACCUCCAGUACAGUGACCCCGGCAAUAUAUUCGCGUUCCUGGGCAACGGACUCACCAUUACCGAGACAAAGUACGGCCCUGCGGACUUGCCUGUGCCGUAUAUCAGGAACAACGAGGACGAGGCUUGGGAUAUCGAGUAG
Messenger RNA from Cladophialophora psammophila CBS 110553, 1716 nucleotides. RefSeq lists its product as uncharacterized. NCBI's taxonomy places the organism in Eukaryota, Fungi, Ascomycota, Eurotiomycetes, Chaetothyriales, Herpotrichiellaceae. The coding region runs from base 1 to 1716 and encodes 571 amino acids. Gene Ontology annotation, molecular function: N,N-dimethylaniline monooxygenase activity; NADP binding; flavin adenine dinucleotide binding. The record is from RefSeq and is a predicted model, not a curated record. The transcript is spliced from 3 exons.